CAAAGACAUUGCUUACUCUAGCUUAGAGUUCCAUAAACCGACAAAACCAAGAGUUAGGCAUACCAGGCCAUGGACAUCUUUGGCAAAGUCGAAUGGACGAAGCAACCAUCGAGGCACUACUCACUCUAAUGGUCACAAGAUGACUAUGAACAGAGAGUAAAUCUGGCAAAGCUUGGAACACCCACCUUAUGGAGAUAUGGGAGGCAUUUCAAUCUUGUAAACAUCAACCCUAACCCUACAAAGGAACAGCUGAUUCAUGUGGUGCAGAGUCAUUUCCGCUCACAGACAUCGAGGCUCCGACGACGGCGGACUUGCAUGUUAUGCGCCAUCCUUUCACGCAUCUCAAUGCGGCAUGGAGGGCAUUUCCGUGCAUCUGUGCAACUCCAUGGGCAUUAAUGAAAAGAAAGAAUUUGCCAUCUGUUCACAAACGUUUCCCCGUUGGUGCACCAACUGGGCCCCGAACUGUUCCUCCAAUCACAAGGUUGAGAUCUGAACGGGUUAUAACUCGAUAACGAUAAUAAUAAUAAAAGGCAUUCCAGGGAGAGAGAGAGAGAGAGAGAGGCAGGGAGCGUCCCCGAGAAUCCCAAGCAAGAAGGUAGCCACCACCUCCCACCUCUUCGCUUUGCGUCGCGCCGCCCGUCCCACCUUCCCACCCUGCCCUCCGCCUGGCUCGGCGGCCGUCGAUCGGCCAUGCGGAUCCGAAAAUGCGCCAACCGGCUGCUGGGGACGACCCUGCCCGCCUGCUCUUCUUCUCCGCUGCCCGCUGCGCCGCCGCGGUCGUGGGGCACCGACGUCCCGGCUCCCGCCGCCGCUGCCGCUCUCCUCUGCGAGCUGAACCGCUCCCCCUGGGAUGAUCUGACGUGCCUCGAUCUCGUAGCUGCUUACGAUCAGGAAGAAGAGGAUGACGGGGGCAUUCUGGGAAGUGGCGUGAAAGCUAAAGUGGGAGAAGUGAGGGGUAUUCCGGGAAAUCGCAUCAAAUAUGAGUCCGCUGCUGUAGCUUGUGUCCCGAAGAGCUCCCCAGACCAUUGGGAAAUGGAGCGAAACGGAGACGUAGGUCCUCAUGCCGGAAAGCGAUGCUUUUCUGACAGCGAAGCACGCAUGAACUGGUCGCGGAAGAAGGAGACGGCCAAGACGAGGAGAAAGAAGAAAGACGACGUUGUCGAAGCCAGAGGAGGAGCUGCGGCCACGGAGGCCUGCUCGAGCUGCAAGAAGAGCGACGGCAAAGGUUGGCACUGUAAGCGGCGGGCGCAUCACCCACACUCGCUCUGCAACUACCAUCUCGCCCAGCUCCGCUCCUACAGCUGCAGCCAUGGCCAUGGCCAUGGCAAGGCCUCAGGGUCACCCAAGGAAAGCCACGGUGACGUCGGCCGUAGGAAGAAGAAGACCGAAGCAGCUGGAGCCGACUCUAGCUUCUACUAUUACUACUCCGGCUUCGGUCCCUGGCGAGGAAAGACGAGAGGCAGCAGCAGUGAUAACGGCGACGGGUGUAGUCAUCCGGCUGCCGAUGAGGAGGAGGUCGAGACCCCGAUGGCCGGCGAGGAUGAGGAGGACAGCGAGGACGAUGACCAUGAUAACAGUGGGAGGGAUGGAAAUGAUGGUAGGAAGGAGGGCAGGAGGAGCUACAGGAGGAAAGGGAGGAAGAGGAUGAAGGCGCGGUCUCUCAAGUCUUUGCUUUGAUGCAUGUCGUUGGUAGUUGUCGUCGUAACGUGCCGUGUUUCCUAAUCAUGGAUCUUUGCAUGCUUCGGACGUCGUAACGUGUACGUGGGCCGGGCUUGGGUGCAAUACGUCGACAUCUUUUCCUCACAAUUAUUUUUAGGUGAUUUACCUGAAAAAAUACUUUUUUUUGUGCUUUUCACUGCAGAAUAAUUAUAGGCUUUUUUGUUCAAACUCAAAAUAAUUAAUCGAAUUUUAUUUCUUG
Musa acuminata AAA Group (dessert banana) is the source of this 1918-nucleotide messenger RNA. RefSeq lists its product as uncharacterized. NCBI's taxonomy places the organism in Eukaryota, Viridiplantae, Streptophyta, Magnoliopsida, Zingiberales, Musaceae. Gene Ontology annotation, biological process: regulation of DNA-templated transcription. The transcript has 7 exons. Gene Ontology annotation, molecular function: transcription coregulator activity; protein binding. Bases 691 to 1677 code for a protein of 328 amino acids. Gene Ontology annotation, cellular component: histone deacetylase complex. The record is from RefSeq and is a predicted model, not a curated record.